AUGGCCAAGUACGUAUCUUUCGUCUACUCUCCAGAUCCCUCUGACCUGUACAGGACACAACUGCGUUACUUGAGGCCUCUGGGUCGGAGGAAAUAUCACGACAAGUCCUAUGGAUACCGUGAAGCUCGCAAGCUCACGCUUCCAGAUUACAGCGUGGCACAGCUGCAGAACCGAACAGCGAACGCGCCUCUUCUCCGCUACGUCGACUCUCUCCGCACCCAUGGGCACCGCGCAGCCCGCAUUGAUCCCCUCGACCUCCUUCAGCGGGAAGAAAUUGCAGCCCUGAACCCUCACCGGUAUGGCCUUCUUGACGACGCGCAGAAGUAUGACAUCAACGGGAUUAUCUGGACGAGUCCGGUCGAUGCCGAAAUUGACCCUGCAGAGAGCCACUGGACUCUCGGAGAGAUCACUCAACACCUACGCGCGAUAUAUGUCGGGCGCAUCGCGUACGAGUACAUGCACUCCCCGUCGAAAACAGAGCGGCUAUGGUUCUCCCAUUUGCUUGAGUCUCAGGCCCGUGGGGGCGGUGUGAUGGAGAGAAGCCGGAAGACACGCAUACACAAACUGUUGGCGCAUAGUGAGACGUUCGACCAGUUCCUUCAGCUGAAGUUCCCCAACCUUAAGCGGUAUGGUCUGGAAGGAGGCGAGUCCAUGCUCCCUGCACUCGAUGCAUUGUUUGCGAGUGCAGCCAGAGCUGGUGUGGAGAAUAUUAUCCUCGGUAUGCCACAUCGUGGCCGGCUAAAUUUGCUCACUGGACUUCUGGACUUCCCUGCCUCUGUGCUCUUCCACAAAAUCAGAGGUGGAUUUGAGAUACCCGAGGAGCUUGGUGCUUCCGGGGAUGUCAUCAGUCACCUCGUUGCUUCACCAAAGCUUCAGUACGAUGGGGCGCAGAAUCCGCUGAAGGUUUCCCUUCUACCCAACCCUUCUCAUUUAGAGGCGGUGAACCCGGUUGCACUCGGAAAGACGCGUGCGAAGCAAUUUGCAUUGCUCAAGAAUCUCCUUCGUGAUGGCGUUUCUCCGGAUGCUUGUUUUCCUGGAGACAAAGUUCUAUGUGUUCAACUGCACGGCGAUGGGAGCUUCACUGGUCAAGGAAUUGUCAUGGAGGGUCUCGGCUUGAGUAAUCUUCCGCAUUACACGGUCGGGGGUACAGUGCAUAUAGUGGUCAACAACAGCAUUGGAUACACGACACCUGCGUCGAGUGCUCAUUCUGGAUUGUACUCGUCCGAUAUUGGCAAGAUGAUCAAUGCUCCGGUCCUGCAUGUGAAUGGCGACUACCCUGAAGAUGUUGCGAGAGCUGUGGAAACGGCGUUCAAGUAUCGUAACCACUUCCGGAAGGAUAUCAUUGUGGAUUUAUUAGUCUAUAGGCGUUGGGGUCACAACGAACUGGACGAGCCCUCUUUCACGCAGCCGCUUAUGUAUGAGCAGAUUCGGUCGCGUCGGUCUGUACCUUCUCUAUAUGAAGAUCAUCUGAUUUCGCAGGAAGUCAUUACAGAGGAAGAAGCUGCGGCAGUCCGUUCCUCGUAUAAAUUGACUUUGAACAGCGAGCUUGCAGCUGCCAAUUCCUACAUACCCACAAUUGACAACACCCCCAUGCUCUGUGAUCAAUGGCAUGGGCUAGUCUGGCCCGCAAGCACCGAGGCGCAACAUAACCCUACCACUGGGGUUGCGGGCGAUACACUCUUACGCGUCGGACGUGCUAGCGUCGCAGUUCCGACUGGCUUCCAAGUUCAUCCGCGUUUGCAACGACACAUUAACCAUAGACUCCGUGUCCUUGAUAAGGGAGAGGGAAUUGAUUGGGCUACCGCAGAAGCAAUGGCGUUCGGAACGCUCAUGUUAGAGGGCUGUGACGUUCGGAUAUCGGGACAGGACGUUGGGCGGGGAACUUUCAGCCAGCGUCACGCUAUGCUCGUGGACCAAGCGUCCGAAGAUGUUAUCGUUCCCUUAAACUCUGUUCUCGAUUCGUCGGGCAAACUUGAACUUGCCAAUAGUUCCCUGAGCGAAUUAGCGGUUCUCGGCUUUGAGUAUGGCGUGAGCUGGGAGAAACCCGAUAUUUUGCCAAUUUGGGAAGCUCAAUUUGGAGACUUCUUCAACGGCGCGCAGACCAUCAUUGAUACCUUCAUAUCUUCCGCGGAGACGAAAUGGCUGAAACAGAGCGGGAUUGUACUUCUUCUGCCGCACGGGUUAGAUGGUGCUGGUCCUGAACACUCGUCUUCAAGAUUUGAACGCAUGCUUCAGCUUACGAACGACCCGUUCAACUUUGACGAGGAAGCAGUCUCAUCAAACGUCAACAUGCACGUAGUUUUUCCAACGACACCUGCACAAUAUUUCCAUCUGUUGCGCCGGCAGAUUCUGAGAAACUUCCGCAAGCCUCUUAUCGUCGCGUCGCCGAAAGGCUUGCUGAGACUUCCUGCUGCGUCCUCUUCCCUUGCCGAUAUGGAUCCCAAUACCUCGUUCCAACCCGUGCUAGACGACACCACCGUCAAUGCUGCCAGUAUUCGUAGAGUCGUUCUCAUGACCGGAAAGCUCUACUACGAUCUUUUUAAGGAACGCCAAGCGCGACAACUAGACUCGGUCGCAUUCAUACGUGUCGAAGAACUCUGCCCGUUCCCGUUUGCCACAUUGCUGCAAGUGCUGCGACGCUACACUAACGUUGAAGAUAUCGUGUGGCUGCAAGAAGAGCCGCAGAACCAAGGAGCCUGGGUGCAUGUCGAGAACAGGAUUAAUUCUGUCCUCAGACACAUACCAUACGGACGACCAGUUACGUACCGCGGGAGGAAGCAAGACUCGGUCCCUGCGCCCGGGAUCGCACGGAUUUAUGGUACCCAACAGAAGGCAGUCAUCGCAGCGGCGUUCGACAGUCUGUAG
Messenger RNA from Fibroporia radiculosa, 2865 nucleotides. RefSeq lists its product as uncharacterized. Gene Ontology annotation, molecular function: oxoglutarate dehydrogenase (succinyl-transferring) activity; thiamine pyrophosphate binding. Lineage: Eukaryota; Fungi; Basidiomycota; Agaricomycetes; Polyporales; Fibroporiaceae. The record is from RefSeq and is a predicted model, not a curated record. The transcript is spliced from 23 exons. The coding region runs from base 1 to 2865 and encodes 954 amino acids. Gene Ontology annotation, biological process: tricarboxylic acid cycle.